UGUUCGAAAUUAGGGCUAAAUUAAAUUAUCCCAAAACCUUCUUCACUCCGCUAAAUCGCACACACAAUUUCAGAACAAUGGGAUGGAUCGGAGAGCAAAUCGAUUCAGUGAAAUCUAUGCAAUUCCGACAACUGUUCACUCAAGCCAUUAGCCUCGGUAUGAUUGUUACAUCAGCGUUAAUAAUAUGGAAAGGGCUUAUGUGCAUUACUGGUAGUGAAUCACCUGUUGUUGUUGUGCUUUCUGGAAGUAUGGAACCUGGUUUCAAAAGGGGUGAUAUUUUGUUCUUGCAUAUGAGUAAGGAACCAAUUCGUGCUGGAGAGAUUGUGGUGUUCAAUGUUGAUGGGCGUGAAAUUCCGAUUGUUCAUCGCGUGAUUAAGGUUCAUGAGCAUGAAGAUGGAGAAGUCGAUGUCCUUACAAAAGGCGACAACAAUUUUGGAGACGACAGGCUUCUGUAUGCUCAAGGCCAGAUGUGGUUGCAACGACAUCAUAUUAUGGGGAGAGCUGUCGGGUUUCUGCCUUACGUUGGUUGGGUGACAAUCAUAAUGACAGAACAGCCGAUAAUCAAGUAUAUUCUAAUAGGUGCUCUUGGAUUGCUAGUGAUAACUUCAAAAGAAUAGCAUGCAUUGGAAAGGUUGUUUACUCAGUGUAGAACAUUCUCGGUUUGAUUUUACAUUUUGUGGACCGAUAUAGCUUCAAUAUAAACUGUUUUGUGCCAUGUGUAUUUUACUUAUUGAUACGAUCAGGAUUUUUAAAUUAACAAGAGCUAAACUUACGCAACUA
Helianthus annuus (common sunflower) is the source of this 780-nucleotide messenger RNA. RefSeq names its product signal peptidase complex catalytic subunit SEC11A. NCBI's taxonomy places the organism in Eukaryota, Viridiplantae, Streptophyta, Magnoliopsida, Asterales, Asteraceae. The transcript is spliced from 8 exons. Bases 78 to 617 code for a protein of 179 amino acids. Gene Ontology annotation, molecular function: serine-type endopeptidase activity. Gene Ontology annotation, cellular component: signal peptidase complex; membrane. The record is from RefSeq and is a predicted model, not a curated record.